Messenger RNA from Oryzias latipes (Japanese medaka), 4273 nucleotides. RefSeq names its product apoptosis-stimulating of p53 protein 2. Gene Ontology annotation, cellular component: nucleus. Gene Ontology annotation, molecular function: p53 binding. NCBI's taxonomy places the organism in Eukaryota, Metazoa, Chordata, Actinopteri, Beloniformes, Adrianichthyidae. The record is from RefSeq and is a predicted model, not a curated record. Gene Ontology annotation, biological process: signal transduction; regulation of apoptotic process.
GGUCUUGUAACGGUCCGGGCACGCGCUCACUCCGCUGGCGGAUGCUGUACGGGAUUACAGCACAGCGGGGAGCAGCUCCCUCUUUGUGUUUCUGCUCUGUUUAUCUAUAGAAUCAUAAUUUCAGUGUCUCUGCUCCACUCGGAGCUUCCGUCCGGGACGCUCUGCGGGUUUUACCCCCCCUCCAGUACCGGGCAGCGGAGCGGCGAAGGGCCGCCGGCUGUAUGUAUCUCUGCAACAGGUCGGUCAGGAGGUGAAAUAAUCUACGGAGGGAAAAAAAAAUCCCUCAAGGCUCUGAGGCGGACAUCUAACGGCGGAGGCUGUUGAUGACUUUAGCUGCAGUCUGGAUGCGGCAGGGAGGAGGCAACAUGAUGCCGACGUUCCUCACUGUGUUCCUGAGCAACAGCGACCAACACUACAACGAGGUUCCCAUCAUGCCGGACACCCUGUGCAGAGAUGUGGUGGAGCUUUGCAAGGAGCCUGGUGAGGCUGACUGCUACCUGGCUGAGAUAUGGAGAGGCUCAGAGCGUAUUGUUGGAGAAGGUGAGCGGAUGCUGGAAGUGCUGCAGCGAUGGGGGCAGCAGGGAGCGGAGAUGCGGUACGUCCUGCGUCACCAGAGAGCUCCCGGACGAGAGUCAGAUGCAUCCAGAGGUGCAGAUCUAACGAAGAAGAAGAAGAAGACUCAGGAGAAUGCUUUUGGAGACAGAUGUCUGGAGAACGGGCUGUCGGCUCCUCGUCUGGACGCCACGCUGAAUGAGCUGCAGGAUCUGGCCUUUCGGCAGCAGCAGCAGAUUGACGCCCAGCAGCAGCUCCUGGUCUCAAAGGAGGAGCAGCUUCGAAACCUGAAGCUGCAGGAUCAGCGGCUGCAACAUCAGGAGCUUUCUGAACAGGAGCGACUGCAGCAGCUCCGAGAAAACGCUCGCAACCAGGAGGCCAAGCUGCGGCGGGUGCGGGCCCUCAGGGGCCAGGUGGAGCAGAAACGCCUCAGCAACAGCAAACUAGUGGAGGAGAUCGAGCAGAUGACGGGUCUGUUCCACCAGAAGCAGCGGGAGCUGCUAAUGGCUGCAGCCCGGGUGGAAGAGCUGAGCGACCAGCUGGAGGCACUGAGGAGCUACAGGCUUGAUCCUCAUCUUCCUCCUCACCAUCCCAACUCCUCUUCAGCGGCUGAGCUGGAGCGCCUCUAUAGAGAGCUGCAGCUGAGGAACAAGCUGAACCAGGACCAGAGCGGCCGGCUGCUGCAGCAGAGAGAGAGCCUGAGCAAGAGGAACCUGGAGGUGGCCGCCAUGGACCGGCGGCUGGCCGAGCUCAGACAGAGACUCUGGAAAAAGAAGGCCGCUCUGCAGCAACAAGAGAACCAGCCGGUGGCUUCAGAGGGCGUGGCCUCUCAGAUCUGUGCAAACUCCAGGGUGGCCGCGGUGGGGCCGUACAUCCAGUCAUCCUCUACUUCAAGCCCCCAGGGCACCUCAGCCCCCCCCCGACAGGAGGCUCUGGUGAAGCCAGCGUACCCAGACGGCACCGCCACCUUACCCAUGCCUGAAUCGUCCAUGAAGCCCCCACCCCGACCAGCUAAACCUGCCUCUGGAUUCAGCACGAUGAAAGUGAAUCAGAACUCCGACUGGAGCAGCUCGUAUUCUGAAUCCAGCGGGGGCCACGCCCACGGCCACGCCUCCACCCUACCCCGAGCGUUCAGCCGCAGCUCAGCAGGUGGGGAGACUCUGAUGGAGCAGCAGGGACCAGCAGAAUCUGACACCCCCCUCUCUGCCCCGGCACGAUCCAGUCACACCAAGGAAAACCAGCUCAGGGAUACUCAGGCUUCAGCUAAAGGACCGUCCAAGAUGGCAGGACCACCUCCAGUUCCAACUAAACCUAAACCAUCCUUCUCAGCUGGACCGCCAACCUUCUCCAAGCCCAGCUACAGCACCGGGACCUUCCCCGGUAAGGUCAGGCCAGUUGGAGGCAACCUGAAAGCUCAGAGAGUCCCCUCCAGCCACAGCAACACCCUCCCGCUGCCCAAUAAGCAGGAGAAUCCACCAGCUGUAGCUGUUCGACCCUACACGCCUGAGCUCUCAGAUGGUCCACCAUCUGUGCUGCAGAAGCCUCAGACUCUGGCGGCUUCUUCCAUCUUCUCCAUGUACACCCAACAGGCAACUCCCGGGAAGAGCUACCAGAGCAGCAAUUAUGGAACCCUACCACGCAGCCGACCUCGAGUUUAUGGACCAAAGCCAGCCCUCCAAUCCAGCGGGGGGCAGAAGUCUCUCGGCUCAGACAAAGCACCCCCGCAUUCUGGCGAUUGUGGACCUGACAGAAGCGAUGCUGGGAAAAAUGUCCCAAGUGUUUGUGAGGGUGUUGAAGGAGAAACUACUGAUAAUGCUACGCCCCGUCCACUCAGCCCCACCAAGCUCCUCCCCUUCCAGUCAAACCCACACAGGAACCCCAGUGACACCGACCUGGAGGCCCUCCGCCGCCGGCUGCACAACGCCCCCCGGCCCCUCAAGAAGCGCAACUCUAUUACAGAACCUGAAGGUCCCGGUGGACCCAACAUUCAGAAACUUCUCUACCAAAAGACCACUCUGGCUGCCAUGGAAACCAUCCCCAUGGAGACGGUCAGUUCAUCAGGGUCAUACGCGGAGCCUUCUGGUCCUGAGGGCAGGACGUGCGGGGAUGCACCUCCCAAAUCUGACAGAGUCAGGGAAAUUGGCACAAACCAAAAAUCUGGCCAAAGCUCCAAGAAGAACCCGACUCCGCCCCCUCUGCCUCCCCGCUCCCCCAUCAUUGAUCCCAUCUCCCCACAUUCCCUGCCCCCCCCACUGGAGGAGAAAGAAGAGGAGGAAUGUUCACGCACCUCAGCACAUCAAGACCGUGUCCUGGAUGAGUUCCCGCCAUACCCACCGCCGCCGUACCCCAGCAGCGGGGAGGCGGAGCACGGCGAAGACAACCUGAGCUUUCAGCCUCCAGAGAUCACAGGGCAGGCCUCUCUGCCCCCCGGUAAGAAGCCGAUCCUCCGCAAGGCCGGAUCAGACCGGAUUGACCACAAGGUGCGGGUCAAGUUCAACGCUCUGGCCCUGCUGCUGGACGCAUCUCUAGAGGGGGAGUACGACCUCGUCCAGAGGGUCAUCUACGACGUGGAAGACCCCAGCAUGCCCAACGACGAGGGCAUCACGGCGCUGCACAACGCCGUCUGCGCCGGCCACACGGAGAUCGUGAAGUUCUUGGUUCAGUUUGGCGUGAAUGUUAACGCUGCCGACAGCGACGGCUGGACUCCCCUUCACUGCGCCGCCUCCUGCAACAACGUUCAGGUCUGCAAGUUCCUGGUGGAGUCGGGCGCCGCCGUGUUCGCCACCACGUACAGCGACAUGCAGACCGCUGCUGACAAGUGUGAGGAGAUGGAGGAAGGUUACGCUCAAUGCUCCCAGUUCCUCUACGGCGUCCAGGAGAAGAUGGGCGUGAUGAACCGGGGCGUGGUUUACGCCCUGUGGGACUACGACUCCCAGAACCAAGACGAGCUGGCCUUCAGUGAGGGAGACUGCAUGACGGUGCUGAGGCGGGAGGACGAGGUGGAGACGGAGUGGUGGUGGGCGCGAUGCGGCGACUACGAGGGCUACAUUCCCCGCAAUCUACUGGGGCUCUAUCUGAGGAUCAAACAGCGGCAGAGGAGCCUGGCUUAGCCUUCAGCAGACCUGCAACAACAAGAGAAUUAAUGCGAGCCCGCAAGCAGCAGAACAAACCAGAAAUUCCUUUUUUUUCUUAUUAUUUGGAUUGAUUUUACCGCAGGAUUUUGUUCUCUCCCACCUAAUCAGGUUGUGGAACGUGAGAGACGUCAAAGACAGUAUGCUUUCCAUUUCCCCCUGAUUGGACUUUUUACAUUUAUAUCAUUUUAGUUCUUUCUGUCUUUCUGUCUUUUCAACUAAUUCGGCACCAAGAUUGUGGUUUUAUUUUGAAAAGAUGAGCAAAAAAGUCAAACUUGAGUUCAGGAUUUAAGGAUAAAAACAUUUGUUCUAACAGAAUUUAAAGUAUUAAAGUUCAUUUGUUUUAUGUUCUGCGUUAACACUUCCUGUGCCAAAAACAAACAGCUGUGCUGAAUUUUGAUUUUUUAUUUCUUUUGGUUUAUCACUUUUUCCCUUUGAAGGAUCUUCAUUUUUUUUUCUUUUUGGUUUUAAGUGAAGAAUCAGAUUUUUGGGACUUUUACCCCCCGUCUUGGUUUCAUUGUUUAAUACACUCAAUCAGUUUUAUUUUCGUGAACCGAUAAAUUAUUAAAGCGUAAAUGUCAUCAACUUCA